Molecule: messenger RNA, 1461 nt
Organism: Exaiptasia diaphana
Lineage: Eukaryota; Metazoa; Cnidaria; Anthozoa; Actiniaria; Aiptasiidae
Product: palmitoyltransferase ZDHHC23
Exons: 4
Coding region: 220-1344 (374 amino acids)
Biological process (GO): peptidyl-L-cysteine S-palmitoylation; protein targeting to membrane
Cellular component (GO): Golgi apparatus; endoplasmic reticulum
Molecular function (GO): protein-cysteine S-palmitoyltransferase activity
Source: RefSeq, a predicted model, not a curated record
UACAAUUUUGCUCACUCCAAACAAACYUCGUUACGUGUGGUUAAUAUUUAUAAAACUAAUAAUUCAUUUGAAAGUACUUAACAAAUGCAAUCGUCUUGGAAAUGCAUUACUGUUAACAUGCGUCUGAAUCUAAAUUUUGUACUCUUUAAUUGUAAUUCGUAUUGUWUACCCUCAACUUCAUGAYCAGAAAUUAGAAGAAGUUGGAUGAAAUCCUGAACCAUGGAUGACACUUCACCGCUAUGUUGCUGCGAAUACUACAACAUAAAAGGCGAACGAAGCCAUCUGCUAGCUUUGUGUUGCGAAUGUGACGAGUUGGAUAACGCUGUGGAUCAGUGCUUAAAAGGUGGCGGUUUUUCAAGUAAAAAAUGGAGCUCUAUUUUCAAGGUUGUUUCUGACCGUCUUCGAAUACCAUGGCCCAAUGGCGCCUUAAAACUUGACUUUGAAGUGUUAGUACCGGUAAUGGUUCUCUAUUCGUCAAUGUACGUCGCUUCUAUGGAUUUUGUAUACACGGUAUUAUCUCUGGUUUAUUUACCGGUGUUUGUACUAGUUUAUUAUGUGUUUUCAUUGCGGAAUCGUAAGAAAUCUUGGUUCUUUGUAAGUUGGGCCUCUACAUCAAUAAUUGGUAUAUAUUUACAAUAUAUGACAAGGAUCGCAGCAAAAUCAUCGAUUUUCAACAAUGUCGCGUUAUCGUUAGGAUUUUUAACUGUUAUGUGGAUGUAUUAUMGUGUAGUCAAUUCAAAAGAGAAGAUAAAACGUUUUACAAAAGCUAAGAUAAUGAAAAAUGGUAUCACGCCUGUACUUGACAAGAAUUCAAUAGAAGAUUCAACUGGAGACUUGACAUGCUGUUUUUGUACUUACGGACCAUUCGACAGACGUAAACAUUGCAGAAUCUGUGGGUAUUGUGUACCAAGAUCUGAUCACCAUUGCGUUUGGACAAACUGUUGUAUUGGCCAUCAUAAUCACGUCAAGUUUCUGUUGACUAUAAUUCUGUUUAUUAUCUUUGGAUUCUGGGGGAUUUUUAUCUCACUAAAAACUGUCUGUCCGUCAUCACCUGGUUCUCUGUAUCUUGACUGUGCUAAUGUCUACAAAGAUUCAAGCAAUGCCAUCAUGUUUGUUAGUGUCCUAUAUACUAUGAUUUUCAUAUUGUCAAUGAUGGCUCUUCUUACUCAACAACUAGUAUUCAUCACUUUUAACAUCACUGGUGAUGAAUGGCGCAAGUCAGCAAAGCAAAMGUCAUUGUGGCAAAUCCUUUACACAGGCAAUCCGCACAACAAAGGAGUUUUACAAAACUGGUUGAGUUUUCUUUUUCCAAGAAUAAGUCCUUCAAAAUAUGAACUUGUAUGAAAGUCACAAAAUAAAUUCUAUUUUGAAAAAGRUCGUUUAUGAAUUUUCUCACUUUCCUUUAUUAGAACUACAGAAAAAAAUGCAAAUGCUAUCCAUUAAAAUGUGUUUUUGCUUGUA